UGACGUCACAGCGUCGCCUCGCUGCAUGUAAACAAAGCGCCGCGGCUGCUGCGGUUCUGAUGGAGACAAACUGAGAGGAAUCGGAGAGAAAAGUGGAUGAAGUUCGUUCUUUUUGAUCCGGAGCCGAUGGCAGUGUGAUGGCAGUGAGAUCAGACUGAACCAGAACCAGCAACAUGUCUAUGGAAGACCCGUUCUUCGUCGUCAAAGGGGAGGUUCAGAAGGCAGUGAACGCAGCACAGAGCCUCCACCACAGAUGGAGCGAGCUGCUGCAGGAAGGGGGCGGGGCCUCCAAGGAGGAAAUGGACUGGACGACCAAUGAGCUGAGGAACAGUCUGCGCUCCAUCGAGUGGGACCUGGAGGACCUGGACGAGACCAUCAGCAUCGUCGAGUCCAACCCAAAGAAGUUCAACCUGGACAUGGCAGAACUGUUGAAGAGGAAAGCCUUCAUCACCAGCACCAGGCAGACGGUCAAGGAAAUGAAAGAACAGAUGUCGAGUCCAGGUGCGUCUUCAGGGGACAGAAAGAACCACCAGGCUCUUCUCGGUGAGCGCGGCCCUUCAGGUCCGAUCUGGCAGCCCGGAGGUAACAAAUACAGCCGCCUGGACAGCCAGCUGCAGAACGCCAACUCUCAGUGCAUCGAGGAGCAGCAGGGCCAGCAGCAGAUGAUUGCAGAGCAGCAGGACGAACAGCUGGAGCUGGUGUCGGGAACAAUCGGAGUCCUGAAGAACAUGUCGGAGAGGAUCGGCAUGGAGCUGGAUGAGCAGUCUGUGAUGCUGGAUGACUUCACUCAUGAGGUGGACAACACUCACUCCAGAUUGGACAAUGUCAUGAAGAAACUGGCUAAGGUGUCGCACAUGACCAGCGAUCGUCGUCAGUGGUGUGCUAUCGGUGUGUUGCUUGGAAUCCUGUUCAUCGUCCUCCUCCUCUUCUUCAUCCUCUGAUUGAGGCCUCCUCCUGUCAGCACUCAUCAAUCUGUCUACUGGACUCUACCGGACUCCACCGGACUCUCUCGGACUCUCCUGAUCUCCAACGGACUCUACCACACUCCACCGGACUCUACCGGACUCUACCGGACUCUAUCAGACUCUCCUGAUCUCCACCGGACUCUAUCGGACUCUACCGGACUCUACCGGACUCCACCGGACUCUCUCGGACUCUCCUGAUCUCCAACGGACUCUACCACACUCCACCGGACUCUACCGGACUCCACCGGACUCUAUCGGACUCUCCUGAUCUCUACCGGACUCUACCGGACUCUACCACACUCCACCGGACUCUACCGGACUCUCCUGAUCUCCAACGGACUCUACCAGACUCUAUCAGACUCUCCUGAUCUCCAACGGACUCUACCAGACUCUACCAGACUCUACCACACUCAACCAGACUCUAUCAGACUCUCCUGAUCUCCACCGGACUCUAUCGGACUCUACCGGACUCUACCGGACUCCACCGGACUCUUUCGGACUCUCCUGAUCUCCAACGGACUCUACCACACUCCACCGGACUCUACCGGACUCUACCGGACUCUACCGGACUCUAUCGGACUCUCCUGAUCUCUACCGGACUCUACCACACUCCACCGGACUCUACCGGACUCCACCGGACUCUCUCGGACUCUCCUGAUCUCCAACGGACUCUACCACACUCCACCGGACUCUACCGGACUCUACCGGACUCUAUCAGACUCUCCUGAUCUCCACCGGACUCUAUCGGACUCUACCGGACUCUACCGGACUCCACCGGACUCUCUCGGACUCUCCUGAUCUCCAACGGACUCUACCACACUCCACCGGACUCUACCGGACUCCACCGGACUCUAUCGGACUCUCCUGAUCUCUACCGGACUCUACCGGACUCUACCACACUCCACCGGACUCUACCGGACUCUCCUGAUCUCCAACGGACUCUACCGGACUCUACCGGACUCCACCGGACUCUAUCGGACUCUCCUGAUCUCUACCGGACUCUACCGGACUCUACCACACUCCACCGGACUCUACCGGACUCUCCUGAUCUCCAACGGACUCUACCGGACUCUCCUGAUCUCCAACGGACUCUACCGGACUCUACCACACUCAACCAGACUCUACCGGACUCUCCUGAUCUCCAACGGACUCCACCGGACUCUACCGGACUCUACCAGACUCUACCGGACUCUCUUGAUCUCUACCGGACUCUACCGGACUCUACCACACUCUACCGGACUCUACCGGACUCCACCGGACUCCACCGGACUCUACCGGACUCUCCUGAUCUCGUUGUCUGUCUGUUUUCUGCUGAGUCGACUGAAGGCACUUUUUGGUUCUCUGAAUGUCUGACUGUUAAUCAUGUGGAGGUCAGACCAGGUGGAACCAGGUUUGAUGUGUGUUAAAGAAUCCUGUUUGUUUUAUUUAAGGGCUGAAAAAAAAAAAUUCCACUCGACUGAAACUCUUUUUUGAAAACCACUUUAAAUCCAUGUUUACUCUACUUUGAAAACCACUUCAUGUUUACUCUGUUUUCAAACCAGUUGAACUUCAAUCCAAGCUGGACUUAAUCAUAACCGUUGACUCCAGUAUAUCUAUAUACCUUCAGUGUAACUACUUUAAAGUGUUUAACUCCGCUUGAAUCUUGACAUUAACUAAGUAUAACUUAAAGAUAAGUGUAUUUCCAACUCAGUAUUUAACUCUGUUAUUUUAACUCCAUGUUAACAUCAUUUUAUCUCCGUUUAAUUUAAUUGGUUUGACUCUGGUUCAUUUCAGGUUCAACUCUAGUGCAAUUCAUAUUUAAUCAUGUUACCACCAUAAUUGUAAUCCUGGUUUAACUCCGUUUGAUCAAGACUCAACUCUAGUCCAACUAUGGUUUUAAUCAGAUUGAAUUCUUAGUUUCAGGUUUAACUCUCGUUGAGUUAAAAUGUGGUUUAAUUCCAGUUUAUUCUUGAUUUAAUCAUUCUUCAACUCCAGUUUAACUCUGGUUAAAUUCAGGUUUAAUCUUGAUUUAAACCCAAAUUAAACUCGGCUCAAUUUCAGGUUAAAUCCUUUUUUAACUGCAGUUCAAAUAUGGUUUAAUCCUGGUUUAACUCUCUUUAAUGUACCUUUAAUCCUGUUUUUUAGUUUAGUCUGCGGUUGAAAUUAAUUUAACGGUUCGUGGAAAAAGAGUAAUAACACUAAAACUUCCUGUUUUUGUUUACAGUUUGCGUGUUUUGUUUUACUGACUGAAUCUUUUUAUGUUUAAUGUUUUAUUUCAGUUUAUUUUAUUGUUUUUUGUUGUGUCCCACAUUAUCAGAUUCACGGUACGCACGGUGGUAAUGAACGCGUUUCCUGUUUUAACUAAAUAAAACUGACUGUUGCAAAUAAAGUCUAUAAAUACAAAGAUUA
Molecule: messenger RNA, 3353 nt
Organism: Trematomus bernacchii (emerald rockcod)
Lineage: Eukaryota; Metazoa; Chordata; Actinopteri; Perciformes; Nototheniidae
Gene: stx6
Product: syntaxin 6
Exons: 9
Coding region: 174-941 (255 amino acids)
Biological process (GO): vesicle fusion; Golgi vesicle transport; intracellular protein transport
Cellular component (GO): endomembrane system; synaptic vesicle membrane; SNARE complex
Molecular function (GO): SNAP receptor activity; SNARE binding
Source: RefSeq, a predicted model, not a curated record